AUGACCGACAAGGACGCUGCGUUCCGCAUCAGCUCCGGCACCAGCGCCAGCAACAGCAGCACUCGCUCCUCCAUCACGGCCAAGCCCUCGACCCCGACCGCGGCCUCGGCCGAUGCUGCUUCGCGCAACGGUGCCGGCGCCGGGUCCAGCGCUGGUCAAGAUGCCCGUACCGACAUUGGCGCAGGCGUAGGAAUGGGGAUAGGUAUCGGCAUCGACCCAGCCCAGCUCGACUCGGACUCUCCCACGCCUCAUCAUCACAAGAGCCUCUCACGAGAUGACGACCUCCAGAUCUCGCCCACCUCGACCAACACCACUCGCGGCGCCGCGAUGACGCCCUCGUCGUCCAGAGAGGGAGGCCGUCGAUUGAGCGAUCUCACAAACUACCGCCGCGACCUGGCCGUGCUCGAUCCGCCGCGAGGCCACCCCAACCCCAACUACCCUCCGAGCCUCGUCGACGAGUCCGCCGACAACAUGUCAAUCUUCUCGCAGUUCUCCCCGGGCUUGCACGGCAUGGGAUCUCGCACCGGCGCCAGCUCGUCGCUGGGCCUGCAGGACUCUCCCGAGCAGCUCUACUACACAGACGGCCGACGGCCAUCCGCUGCUAGUGUCACCACGACGGCUAGCAGUACUGGCUCCAAGGCUAGCGGUCCCCGUGGCGGCUUUCGCAAGCUGCAGGGCUUCUUCGGCGAGGAGUUUCCUGGGCGCGACAGCUCCGAGAGCAGCCUGCCAAACUCUUAUAUGGGCAAGGACCAGCGAUCGCGCUCCUACAGUCACACCCGCCCAACGCACCGCGAUCGCAACUACUCCAAUGCCACCGAUCACACCAGGGAUGCCUCGCCUGCUUCGUCACGGCCCAGGACCCCAGUUCCGGCCCCUGAAGUAGUGCCCUUUCUGUAUCAGGACAACAAU
Trichoderma citrinoviride is the source of this 909-nucleotide messenger RNA. RefSeq lists its product as hypothetical. The annotation marks the transcript as partial. The record is from RefSeq and is a predicted model, not a curated record. Lineage: Eukaryota; Fungi; Ascomycota; Sordariomycetes; Hypocreales; Hypocreaceae. The transcript has 3 exons.